AUGGUUGAGAUCGGUAAUGGUCCAGGAAGUGGGGAUUUACCAGUUUCUGAACAGCACGACGCCAUGUUUCGAACGAUUCAAUCGAUUGUUAAUGCUCCUCAGAAGAUGAUAUAUUUGUCUGCGCGCACGUUAAUGCUACAAGAACAUCAUGGAAUGGCAAUUCUUCAGAAGGAAAACAUUAAUGUUCCUCCAUUUGGCGUCGCAAAAACAGCGGAGGAAGCUAGAGCGCAAGCAGAACGAAUAGGUGGCAAAGACUAUGUGAUAAAAGCCCAAGUUUUGGCUGGUGGCCGAGGAAAAGGACGGUUCGAUUCAGGUCUCCAAGGAGGAGUGCAAGUUGUUUUCACACCAGAUGAAGCAAUGGAGAAGGCAAAGAUGAUGAUUGGAUCCAAUCUAAUCACGAAACAAACCGACCACCGUGGAAAGCUUUGCGAGGAGGUACGGAAGUGUAAGAGUUGUUGA
Molecule: messenger RNA, 459 nt
Organism: Haemonchus placei
Lineage: Eukaryota; Metazoa; Nematoda; Chromadorea; Rhabditida; Trichostrongylidae
Source: the annotation of a GenBank genome assembly